Messenger RNA from Galeopterus variegatus (Sunda flying lemur), 4748 nucleotides. RefSeq names its product maestro heat-like repeat family member 2B (gene MROH2B). Bases 1 to 4725 code for a protein of 1574 amino acids. Gene Ontology annotation, cellular component: acrosomal vesicle; cytoplasm. The record is from RefSeq and is a predicted model, not a curated record. The transcript is spliced from 42 exons. NCBI's taxonomy places the organism in Eukaryota, Metazoa, Chordata, Mammalia, Dermoptera, Cynocephalidae.
AUGACUUGCAGCACAGAGGAACCCAUAAAGAUGUUUGGCGAUAUUAAUCUGACUCUUGGCAUGCUAAACAAGGAAGAUAAUAUUAGCAAGGAAGACAUUUACAGUCAUCUUGCUUCUAUUAUUCAGAAUACUAACAUCUUGGAUGAUGCAAUUGUCCAACGGUUGAUUUAUUAUGCUUCUAAGGACAUGAGAGACGACAAUAUUCUCAGAGAAAUCAGAAUGUUAGCUGGUGAGGUUCUGGUGUCUCUUGCUGCACAUGAUUUCAACUCUGUGAUGUAUGAAGUACAAAGUAACUUCAGGAUCCUAGAGCUACCAAACGAAUUUGUUGUGCUAACUCUAGCUGAACUAGCAACAAGCUAUGUGUCCCAGAGUAUUCCCUUCAUGAUGAUGACCCUGCUCACCAUGCAAACCAUGCUCAGGCUGGCCGAGGAUGAAAGUAUGAAGAGGACUUUCUGUAUCGCCCUUGAGAAGUUCAGCAAGGCCAUUUACAAGUAUGUCAACCACUGGAGAGACUUCCCUUACCCCAGACUGGAUGCCAACCGACUUUCUGACAAGAUCUUCAUGCUGUUCCGGUAUAUAAUGGAGAAAUGGGCCCCCAUGGCCUCACCCAUGCAUACGUUGGUCAUCAUUAAGGCCCAUGGCCCCACCGUGAGCCUACUGCUCCAUCGGGAAGACUUCUGUGAAUACGCCCUGAGCCAGGUAGCUUGGCUCCUGACCCAGUACAAAGACAGAGAGACUGAUUUCCACAUCACUCAGAGUCUAAAACAAAUACUGACCGCAGUCGUCCUUUAUGACAUCGGCCUUCCAAGGGGCUUGAGAAAAUCCAUCUUUAUCAAUCUACUUAAUCAGAUCUGCAGAGCUCCAGAGCCUCCAGCAAAGGAAAAUGAAAUCGAAGCUUCAAGCUGUUUCCUCAUUCUAGCCCAUUCCAACUCCGCAGACCUGGUGGAAUUUUUUGAUGAACAAAUAAGAAGUAAUAAUGAAGCUAUUCGAGUGGGAAUCUUGGCUUUGUUAAGAUCAGCUAUCAAUGUUGAGGAGCCCAAUUUCAGGGAUCACAUCACUUCCAUUGAAAGAACAGUCAAAGUCGUCAUGGGUGACCUCAGUAUAAAAGUAAGGAAUUCUACCCUCCUCCUCAUCCAAACCAUGUGUGAAAAGUGCUACAUCGAAGCUCGGGAAGGAUGGCCAUUGAUUGAUUAUGUCUUCUCCCAGUUUUCAAUGUCCAACAGGAAUGUGGAUAAACCAGGGAAAGCUAACUCCCAAGCGGAUGAAAAGGGAGAGAUAUCUGUCCGCGAAACAAGCCUCGAGGUCUUAAAAACCCUGGACCCACUGGUCAUUGGAAUGCCUCAGGUGCUAUGGCCAAGAAUCCUUACUUUUGUGGUACCUGAGGAAUAUACAGGAACUCUGGACCACCUGUUUAAUAUCAUCAGAAUUCUGCUUAUGGCAGAGGAUAGGAAGAAGCAUAAUGCCAAGGAAUCAACAGCACUUGUCAUCUCUACAGGAGCUGUGAAACUUCCUUCACCACAGCAGUUACUGGCCAGACUUCUGGUAAUUUCUAUGCUUACCAGUGUAGGGAAAUUAUGUGGGGCUGGUGCAAUUGGACUUUUGAAAAUAUUGCCUGAGAUAAUUCAUCCAAAAUUGGCAGACUUAUGGAAAACACGCAUACCUGAGCUCCUGCAGCCUCUGGAAGGAAAGAACACUAGCAUUGUGCUAUGGGAAACCAUGCUGCUGCAGUUGCUCAAAGAAUCCUUGUGGAAGAUCGGUGACACAGCCUGGACCAUUCAACUGAGUCAGGAUUUCAACAAGCAAAUGGGCAGCUACAGCAACACCUCCAUUGAGAAGGACUGGGAGGUAGACACAGACUUUGUAAGCUCACAGAUUAAGGAGUUUCUGAUCGCUCCUAACCAACUGGGGGAUCAAAGACAGGGAAUAACAUCUAUUUUAGGAUAUUGUGCGGAGAAGCACUUGGAUCUUGUUUUAAAAGUUCUUAAAAAAUUCCAAGAUCAGGAAAAGUUUUUCAUGAAUCGAUGUAAGGGCAUUUUUUCAGGGAAAAAGAGCCUGACCAAGACUGAUGUCAUGGUCAUCUACGGAGCUGUGGCCCUCCAUGCUCCCAAGAAUCAACUUCUCACCAGGCUUGACCAAGACAUCUUAUCCCAAGUCCUGUCUCUUUAUGGCCAGUGCUGUCAGGUUCUGGGCAUGUCUGUGAUGAACAAGGACAUGGAUCUGCAAAUGAGUUUCACAAGAAGCAUCACUGAGAUUGGCAUUGCUGUCCAAGAUGCUGAGGAUCCAAGGUUCCAGUUUUCCUACAAGGAGAUGCUGAUCGGUUACAUGCUGGACUUCAUUAGGGAUGAGCCCCUGGAUUCCUUAGCUAGCCCUGUUCGGUGGAAAGCCUUAAUCGCCAUCCGAUACCUCAGUAAACUGAAACCUCCGCUCUCACUAAAUGACCACCUUAAUAUUCUUGAAGAGAAUAUUCAGAGGCUGCUGCCCCUUCCACCUCUGGAAAAACUCAAAAAUGAAGGCCAGACAGACAAGGACAAGGAGCAUAUUCAAUUUCUCUAUGAACGAUCCAUGGAUGCUUUAGGAAAACUCCUGAGGUCCAUGAUGUGGGAUAAUGUGAAUGCCAAUGACUGUCAAGAAAUGUUUAAUCUUCUUCGAAUGUGGCUUGUUUCACAAAAAGAGUGGGAAAGAGAAAGAGCCUUCCAGAUCACUGCAAAAAUGCUGACACAUGAUACUGAGGCACCAGUGAACUUUAAAAUCGGGUCACUCCUCGGGCUCCUGGCUCCUCAUUCCUGUGACACUCUGCCCACAAUCCGUCAGGCGGCUGCUAGCUCGGCUGUUGGGCUGUUCCGUAUAAAAGGUAUUCACCUGGAAGAGGAAAGACUGCAGGGUUUGCUGGAAGGGCUGGCAUGUGACGACGUGGAGGCCCAGAUCAAGAUUUCUUCCAAAAUAGCUAAGAUUGUCAGUAAAUUCAUCCCAAGUGAAGAAAUCCAGCAGUUUCUGGAGGAAACUCUGGAUGGUCUGGAGAGCCUCAACCCCAUGUGCACAAAGGCCUGCGGCAUAUGGAUGAUCACCGCCCUGAGGGAGCAUGGAGCAGAUCUAGAAGAUCAGCUACUGGAGAUGUUGGGGACAAUUUACUAUCAUAUGCCGGUCCUCAGACAAAAGGAGGAGAGUUUUCAGUUCAUGCUAGAAGCCAUCUCCCAGAUAGCCAGCUUUCACAUGGAUGCAGUUGUUGUCAACCUUUUACAGAAGCCUCUGCCCUUCGACAGGGACACAAAGACAUUGUGGAAGGCGCUGGCUGAAAACCUAACCUCUAGUGGUAAACUCAUACAAGCCUUAAUAGAUAAACUGGAGACCGGGUUAGAAGAUGACAUCGCCGGGGCAGAUGCAAUUUCAGUGUCCUGUGCUAUGUAUGAAGUGGUUGCAACGGGCAUCUCUGUCACUGGCUUGUAUCCAGACCUGUUCACUCUCCUCCUGAAGCUGAUCAGCUGCACGCUGGGCCAGAAGAUGCCCACCUCUGCCACAAGCCGCAGGCGGCGUGUGAUACAGCAGGGAGAACAGCAGCUGAUCACAGACCCCUGCAGGCUCUCAACUACAACUCUGAAAUGUUUGCAAGCCCAAGCCGUGAAAGAAGGUUUUGCAAAAGAAUCUGAUGAGGGGGACAACUUAUGGACCCUACUCAGCAGUCCCAGUACCCAUCACAUAGGAGUAUGUGCACUGGCCAGGAGCAUGGCAGUGUGGCAGCACGGGGUCCUCCAGGACAUCAUGGAACAGCUGUUCCCAUCUCUCACCUCCUCCUCCGAGAACUACCGCAUCACCGGCACAGCUUUCUUCUCCGAGCUCAUGAAGGAGCCGACCCUCUGGAAGCACGGGAAUCUGCGGGAUGUGCUCAUCUUGAUGGAUCAGAGUGCCUGGGACUCCAAUGCCACCCUGAGGCAAAUGGCCAUCCGAGGGCUUGGGAACACAGCAUCUGGAGCCCCUCACAAGGUGAAGAAGCAUAAGCAGAUAAUGUUAGAAUCUAUCAUCAGAGGCCUGUACCACCUGGCUCGCACCGAAGUCGUCUGUGAAAGCUUGAAGGCUCUCAAAAAGGUCCUGGAGCUGCUCACAGACAGAGAUGUGAGCUUCUACUUCAAAGAAAUAGUGCUGCAAACAAGAACCUUCUUUGAAGACGAGCAGGAUGAUGUGAGACUGACUGCCAUCUCCUUAUUUGAGAAUCUGGCAUCCCUAACAGGAAGAAAGUGGAAGAUUUUUUUUGCUGAAGAAAUAAAAAAGAGCAUGAUUUCAUUCCUUCUCCAUCUCUGGGAUCCCAAUCCUAAGAUUGGAGCUGCUUGCCGUGAUGUCUUGAUCGUCUGCACUCCUUUUCUGGGCCUCCAGGAACUCUAUGGGGUAUUAGACCAUCUCCUUGAUCAGGAUCUACCAAGGGCCAGGGAUUUCUAUAGGCAAUUUUGUGUAAAACUGGCAAGGAAAAAUCAGGAAAUCCUGUGGAUCCUCCACACACACUCCUUCCCCUUCUUCACCAGCAGCUGGGAGAUGAUCAGGAGCGCUGCUGUCAAACUCACAGAUGCCAUUGUUCUCAAUUUGACCAGCCAAUAUGUGGAGUUAUUAGACAGAGAACAAUUGACCACAAGGCUCCAAGCACUUCGGCAAGACCCCUGCAUCAGUGUUCAGAGAGCAGCCGAAGUUGCCUUGCAGACGCUCCUGAGAAGGUGUAAAGAGAUAAGCAUCCCUCUGUAAACCAUCAAGAAAUAAACUGCUAG